Prosopis cineraria is the source of this 1723-nucleotide messenger RNA. RefSeq names its product zinc finger protein CONSTANS-LIKE 16-like. The coding region runs from base 119 to 1528 and encodes 469 amino acids. Gene Ontology annotation, cellular component: nucleus. NCBI's taxonomy places the organism in Eukaryota, Viridiplantae, Streptophyta, Magnoliopsida, Fabales, Fabaceae. Gene Ontology annotation, biological process: regulation of DNA-templated transcription. The transcript is spliced from 2 exons. Gene Ontology annotation, molecular function: zinc ion binding; protein binding. The record is from RefSeq and is a predicted model, not a curated record.
GGGUCACCCCCUUCCUUCCCCCUUCCCCUUCUCCUCUCAAAUAAUCCCACUUCUUUCCUUCAACCUUGUCUCUCCUUUGCAUUUCACUCUUCUUCUCCGAAUCUUAAAUCUUGUUUUCAUGACUUCUACUAAGCACGCCGCCAACUCCGUCGGCGGCAAGACUGCCAGAGCCUGCGACAGCUGCAUAAGGAAGCGAGCUCGUUGGUACUGUGCCGCCGACGAUGCUUUCCUCUGCCAGUCCUGUGACUCUCUGGUUCACUCCGCCAAUCAAUUGGCUCGUCGCCAUGAACGGCUCCGAUUAAAAACAGCGUCGUUGAAAUCAUCUUCCUCCUCCUCCUCCUCCGAUGUCCUUGUUUUAGCUGCCAUGGAUCUCUCUCUGGCUCCCUCAUGGCACCGAGGCAUCACCAAGAAGGCUCGCACUCCUCGACAUGGAAAGAAUAACCAGUCUUCCGCCGCACUUGAAACACCCAGAGGACGUUACGAACCCGCCAGAAAUCCUUUCCAUCUGGUUCCGGAAGUGGGUUCCGAUGAGUAUUCCAAUUCGCAUGAUGAAAACGAAGAGCAGCUUCUUUAUCGGGUACCCAUAUUCGAUCCGUUGGUGACCGAGCUAUGUACUCCUCCGUACUCUCUGACUUCGGCUAAAACAGCAACAACAGCAGCGACACCCGGUCGAAACCAGACGGACAAUAAAGAGACGAAGCAAGCAGAGAGCAAAGUCUCAUCGGCAAAUAAAAGCAAUAGCGGGGUGGACAAUUUACACGGGUUUCUUCCGACGGAAACGGAACUAGCACAGUUUGCUGCCGAUGUUGAGAGUUUACUGGGCAGGGGAUUAGACAAUGAGUGUAUAGGCAUGGACGAUUUGGGGCUAAUCGACACUAAAGAGAAGGAAUCAAGGGAGUGUUGUGCGGACAGUGAAAAAGUGAAGGUGGAGGAUGAAGAGAGCCCUUGUAAGGUCGAGACGACGAGCGAGAUGGAGAUGGAAAUCAGAGAACCGUUUGAAUUGAACUUCGACUACGACUCUCCGGCGACACGUGAACAGGCUGACGAGGAGGAGAAGAAGGUCGAUUUGGUUAUGGCUAAUGAGAUUAGAAACAACGAAGGAGAGCUCAGAGAAAAUAGCAAUCAGAGAAAGAAGAAGAAAAUACUGUUGCAGUUAGACUACGAAGCAGUCAUAUCCGCUUGGGCAUGUCAAAAAUCUCCAUGGACGAACGGUGGCAAACCAGACUUCGACCCCGACGAUUGUUGGCCGGAGUGCAUGAAACAGGGAACGUGUGGGCUGGAGCUUCAUCAACCCUACUAUGGAGAAAUGGGGACGUACGGUUGUCACGCGGGGAUCGGAGACGGAGGAAGGGAAGCGAGGGUGUCGAGGUACAGAGAGAAGAGGAGGACGAGGUUGUUCUCGAAGAAAAUUAGGUACGAGGUUCGCAAAUUGAAUGCUGAGAAGAGACCCAGAAUGAAAGGGAGGUUCGUAAAGAGAGCUUCGUUCACAGUCCCAGCACCAUCUUCGUUUCCUCUGCUCAGCAAAUGAAUCAAGUCAAAGCCUUUCUUUAAUUUUCAGCUUUGCUAACUACCUACUAGCUUCCCCUGCCAUUAAAUGUUGCGAUGCCCAUGGUUAUAAAUAUAUAGCUAUAUAUAUAUUCCAUCAUCUAUCAAACUUGAUGUGUACACAGUUCCGAUAUUAAUGAAUGAAUGAAUAAUUAAUGGAGUUUUUUGAAUUAUAUAA